UUCUCGAGGUGUUUUGAUUCGGGCCUCCUACAGCAUCCAGUCGAAUUUAUUAUUUCAAGUGUCCAUGGGUAUUGCGUUUGCACAUCGUAUAGCAAUGCUGGACCACGUACUUAUAUCUUGCAAUAUCCCGGAAAUUAGCCGGGAGCAUUUCUAUCGAGCGAUCAAUAUUUACAUUUUCAAGCCACACGUCGUGAACCGCAAGUUGUUUGGCAUCAAUAAUCUGUUAUCGAUUGCCUAUCGAAAAACAGAUGAGAAGAAACUAGACCCCGCAGAAUAUCUUAAGGAGUUCAAGUUGCAGUACAUGAUGCAGCGUAAAUGUGAUGAAAUAACGACGAUUUUAGGCCACAAAUACAAGUUGCAAAUUAAUCCAAAUGUUUCGAAAACUAUCGAAUUGGAACGAUACAGCGAGGAAAACGGAACGGGUUAUCUGAUCCUUAACAGGUUGCUGCCCCGGAACUUGAACGUAUUCCAGCCUCUGGAUAUGCUAGCAAUGAUUGAUUUUGAUUCUCAAUCGGUAUGCUUCGUUUGCCUCCAGGAUGAGCAGAACAAUUUAACGCCAAAAAUCAUCUUUUCGGUUGAGUUGUGUAUGCAGAAGUUAUCCAUUAAAUGUAGCUCUACUCAUUCAGACGAGAAGUCUAUGAUCUGGUUGAAAGAAAUUUUGUUCCACCGUCUUGUAAAAUGGAUUAAUGCGCUCAUAAAGAAAGGAAACACUGCUUCUACGAAGGAAGAAAUCGGUUCUCUUUCGUUGAUAGAUAACUUGGAAGCGUACAACCAAUUGUACAGUACUCUGAAGACAAAAUACGGAACCGAAAUGGUUCGGAUAUGGCCAGAAACGACUGAUCCAAAAAAGUUCGUCUACGAAGAUAUAGCGAUUGCCACUUAUCUAUUGCUUCUAUGGAAGCAAGAGCGGGAAGCCACCGACACCGAUCAACUGCAAUCAUUUGUCGACGUUGGCUGCGGGAAUGGUUUGUUAGUCUACAUUCUUACUUCGGAAGGCCAUAAUGGAUUCGGACUCGAUUUAAGGAAGCGUAAAAUUUGGGACCUUUACCCGAAAAAUGUGUCGCUUAAAGCGGAACCGCUGGUCCCUUCGGACGAUGCCCUAUUUCCAAAAACUGAUUGGAUUAUAGGGAAUCACUCCGAUGAGCUGUCACCGUGGAUUCCAGUGCUGGCGGCGAAAAGUUCCUACCGCUGUCGGUAUUUUCUACUGCCCUGCUGUGCCUUCGAGUUCGAUGGGAGCAAAUUUCAGCGGAAAAACUCAAGUGUAAGUCAGUAUAGUGAUUUUUUGAGUUACGUGAGACAGAUUUCCGAUAUUUGUGGCUUUCGUACUGCUAUCGAUCGAUUGAAGAUUCCAAGCACAAAGCGAACUUGCAUAAUAGGAUCAGAACGAACCUAUGCAGAAAAUCAGUUUGCAACAUAUUGCAAAAAUAUUCAGAUAUUCAUCGAUUCGAGAAAUAAUACUGUUCGAGAAACCGACGGAAACUGGUCGGCCGAUUUUAAACCACGAGAAAGUGUCGAGAAGGUAAGGAACUGCACGAAGAUCGAUCGUAACAUCAUAGAGGAAAUAGUUCGAAUCGUCUUCGAGGCUCUUAUAGCAAAAAAGCGAAUAGCUACUGAGUUUCCUGAUAAACAAUGGAAUGCGGGUGGAAUACUUGCGAUCGGCGAGCUGGUGAACUUGAUUACACAGGACAAGUUGAACUGUUUAAAGUCGGAGUGCGGUGGACUUCAAACGUUGCUCAAAAAUAAUCAUCAAAUUUUCCAGGUGCUGAAUGGCAACGUUCAGCUGAGAAUUCCAACUAGGCGAGGGGAAAGCAGCAAAACUGCAGAGGAGAUGCAGAAAAGGGUGAAAAAGCAAAAAAAUCCUAGAGUUGUUGAGCUGAAGGAAAGGUUAUGCUGGUUUUAUUGUAACCAUCCGGAUGGAUGCCCUCUUGAAGAGAAGGACUGUAAAUUCAAACAUUAGUAUAAA
Messenger RNA from Topomyia yanbarensis, 1963 nucleotides. RefSeq names its product probable tRNA (uracil-O(2)-)-methyltransferase. The transcript is spliced from 2 exons. NCBI's taxonomy places the organism in Eukaryota, Metazoa, Arthropoda, Insecta, Diptera, Culicidae. Gene Ontology annotation, molecular function: tRNA (uridine) methyltransferase activity. Bases 65 to 1957 code for a protein of 630 amino acids. Gene Ontology annotation, biological process: tRNA methylation. The record is from RefSeq and is a predicted model, not a curated record.